Messenger RNA from Betta splendens (Siamese fighting fish), 2944 nucleotides. RefSeq names its product solute carrier family 22 member 2 (gene slc22a2). The record is from RefSeq and is a predicted model, not a curated record. The transcript is spliced from 10 exons. Gene Ontology annotation, biological process: transmembrane transport. The coding region runs from base 372 to 2168 and encodes 598 amino acids. NCBI's taxonomy places the organism in Eukaryota, Metazoa, Chordata, Actinopteri, Anabantiformes, Osphronemidae. Gene Ontology annotation, cellular component: membrane.
AAGGUGGAGCAGCUGGAGCUGCUGUUUGCGCAGCCGCUUCCCACCGUGUGAUGGUCACAUUCGCUGCAUGUGACCGUGCUGGUAAAACGGGGCCCCACAGAACCGGCGGGUUCACGGCGCACCAUAUGACUCCUCUCAACAGCAUCCUUGUGCUGAGAUGCAGACGUAUAAAAGCCAGCGCGCGUUCGUCCUCUGCGCUGCUGCGAGUCGCUCGCUCGCUCGCGCGUCGUCUCUGCAGAUUAAACAUUUCCUAAGCUCAAAGGUCGACCUGGUUAGUCAGGUCGAUUGAAAUGCGUGUCUGAGCCGUCGGCAUUUGGAUCCGGUCCCCGGCUCAUGGUGGUUUGUGGAGCGCUGAGACCUGCUGUGUGGAGAUGACGACCUUCGACGACCUCCUGGAGGAGGCCGGCCCCUUCGGCCGCUGCCAGAAGCGCGUCUUCGGCCUCUUCUGCCUCCUCUCCAGCACCUUCCCAGGGAUGUACCUUGGCAUCGUGUUCCAGGGCUUCACGCCGGACCACUGGUGCCGGGACCCGGCGGCGCUGGCGAAGGGGGAGUCGUGUGGCUGGAGCCCGGAGGACGUUCGCAGGCGGGCGGCGCCGGGAGGCAACGGGUCGAGCAGCUGCGAGCGCUACGAGGUGGACUGGAACAGCAGCAGCCUCAGCUGUGACAUCCUGGACCUGCAGCUCAGCGGAGCCGCGGUCAGCGGCUGCAAGGUGAGCCCGUUACCAUGGAGACGUGGGCCUGUGACAUGUAGCUCAGUGGAGCAGAGCCCCGUGAUUCUGGUUUGUGUUGGUCUGAAUCAGUGUCUGUUUGUCAGGACGGAUGGACGUACGACUACGAGGGCAGGAAGUCCUUCGUCUCCGAGUUCGACCUGGUCUGCGCCGACUCGUGGCUGGUGGACAUGUUCCUGUCCACCUUCAGCGCGGGGAACCUCAUCGGCAGCUUCGCUUUCGGCUACUUUGCCGACAGGUGAUGAUUUGUUGCUGCUCACGUGUUGGGCCCAGAGUCGAGCGUUGGCGCUGACGCUCAGCCGACCGUCCUCGCUCGCCCUCUCUCUCUCUCUCUGCAGGUUCGGCAGGAAGCUGUGUUUCCUGGUGGCCGACAUCACCAGCGUGGUGUCGGGUCUGGUCAUGGCCGCGGUUCCUCACUACGUGGCCGUGCUGGUGCUGAGGGUCGCCUUCGGCCUCGCGCUCAAAGGCGUCUGGAUGUCCAGCUACGUGCUGCUGACGGAGAUCGUGGGCGUCCAGUACCGCCGCGGCGUGUGCAUCGGGUACCAGAUGGCGUUCAGCGCCGGCGUGCUCCUGCUGCCUCUGCUGGCCUACUUCAUCUCGGACUGGCGCUGGCUGCAGGUGGCCGUCGCCGCGCCCGGCGUCGUCUUCCUGUCCUUCUACUGGUUCUUGCCAGAGUCUCCGCGGUGGCUCAUCUCCCAGAACAACCCGUCCAAAGCCCUGGAGGUGACUGAGGCCAUGGCCAAGGAGAACGGGAGGACCGUCAAGGCUCACGAGGAACUGAGCAAAGACGCCGGCGACUCGCCCGCGGCCUCGCUGCUGGAUCUGGUCCGGACGCCCAACAUGAGGAAACACACCUUCAUCCUCAUGUUUAACUGGUUCACCAGCGCCGUCGUCUACCAGGGCCUCAUCCUGCGCGUGGGCAUCGCCGGAGGAAACGUCUACGUCGACUUCUUCCUCUCGGGCCUGGUGGAGUUUCCCGCCGCCUUCCUCAUCCUCCUCACCAUCGACCGCGUGGGCCGGCGUCUUCCCUUCGCCGGUGCCAACAUCACAGCUGGAGCCUCCUGCCUCCUCGCAGCCUUCCUCCCUGACCGUUGGCACUGGCUGAAGACCGUGGUGGCCUGUGUGGGUCGGCUGGGCAUCACCAUGGCCUUUGAGAUGGUCCUGUUCGUGAACGCGGAGCUCUACCCGACGUUUGUGAGGAACCUGGGCGUGUCCGUCUGCUCCACCCUGACGGACAUCGGAGGCAUCGUGGCUCCGUUCCUGCUCUACAGACUGGCUGUGAUCUGGCUGGAGCUGCCUCUCGUCAUCUUUGGUGCUUUAGCGUUUGUGGCCGGAGGUCUGGUUUUGUUGCUGCCAGAGACCAAAGGAGUCCCUCUGCCCGAGACCAUUAAGGACGUGGAGUUCCCCGACGGAUCGGGACAUGCAGAAACAGCUCUGUGACCACGUCUGCUGCCAGUACUUCAUGUAGGUGAGAUUCAUUUAUUUACUUAUUUGAUGUGUUGAACAAGUAAUGACAGAUUGUAACGCAGCACUUCCUUGUACAGGUGAGGACACUGUAAACCCAGGUGGAUCUGGGCUCCUUGUUUCCAUCACAUCACACAGAGCAUUCCAUCACACUGACGUGUGACAACAGCACUUGAACUGUCUUUCCAAAGCAUAGGGCAACUCCACAUUUGCUGAAGUUGGGUGUUUAAUUUGAUUUAAUGUUUGUGUCGAUCCAGUCAACGAACUUGGAGACUCGGGCGUAGACUCCAGGCUUCAUGGCAUUAGCACAUCCUAAGCCCCAGGACGUGACCCCCUGCAGGAUGUAUCUGUUCUGGGCGUAACACACCAGGGGGCCUCCACUGUCGCCCUGGAGGGACGAAAGGAACGUUAGUAGCGGAAUCAAGCUACUUUACGUAUGUGGAGCUCACUCAUUGCGCCUCCAGCUGAAUUCUCAUUUGUUUGGGAAGAAGCUCUGCCACCUUCGCCUGCUGCUGUGACUUUGACUCAAACAAAGCCUUCAGCGCAGCAGCAGGCGAGCGAGGCAGAGUGUCUGUCCUGGAGACUCCCACUCUGCCCCAGCACCUGAUGGGUAAAACCAGUAGGAGCAACACCUGAAAACCAUGGGUUACAGACACAACAAUAAAAUCUUCAUAGAAAUGGGGACUCGAGUCCACUUGGCACCACACAUAAAUGAAUAAAUAAAUGUUCAAAUGUAUUACAAAUAAAAAAAA